CUGGUUCGCGGGAGUUGAUCAGGAAGUGACGCUGUAGCGUGCGUGAGCGGCGGAGUCUGAAGAGUUUACAGUCUUGUUCGGACUUAUAGUGUUUUUAAUCAUUUUUGGGUGUUUAUGAUGGAUUCGGUGUCGAGCAGCAGUGCGACUGUCGCAGAUAAGUCGGUGAAGCGGAUGCAGAUCUGCAGGGCUGAGUACCGAGUGAUCGGGCGAUUCGUGGAGCAGCUGCGGCCCACAAGGCAGUGCAUGAAGACCCUGCAGACCCAGUUCCCACAUCUUCCUCCGUCCACUCUUCUGAGCAUCUUCUCCCAGGAGUACCAGAAGAGGAUGAAGCGCAGCAUGGCGAGGCAUCACGCUCCUGACGUGAUCAAAGAAUAUUAUCAGAGGUACCGCAGCGAAGCCAAGACUCGUCCUGCUGCACCGCUUCUGCUGGAGCUCGCCAACCAGGUGGACCUGUCUCCGGCUCUCCUGGCCCGUCUGAUUGUGGAGUGUUUCCUGGAGGAGCGCCAGGCUUCAGUCGGAGCUUCCAGACACGUCCUCAACAACAUGCUGCGCGAGCCGUAUUUAAUUCCAGACCUGCUGUUAGCGAAGCACGUCGAGCAGUGCACAGUAAAUGACUGCUGUUAUGGACCGCUGGUCGACUGCAUCAAACAUGCCAUCGGUCUGGAGCACGAGGACCUGCUGCGAGACAAGCUCAGAGAGACCAACCUGUCCUUCUUGGAUGAGAACCAGCUCCGUGCCAAAGGCUACGACAAAACCCCGGACAUCAUUCUGGAGGUGCCCAUCGCUGUUGAUGGUCAUAUAGUUCACUGGAUUGAGAGCAAAGCUUCGUUUGGAGACGACCACAGCCAUCACACGUACCUGAACGAGCAGUUCUGGAGCUACUGCAACAGGGUCACAUACGGCUGAAUGAGGGUGAGUAAUCGAUGAGCUUAAAGCCUUUAUUGCAGGAGAUCUCAGACUCAGCCGGGUCAGUCAUGAAGGGUUUUGGUGAAGCGCUGCGGUCAGAUCCACAGAAGCUCUGAGAGCGGCUGAUGUUUGGAUCCGCAGCUGUUUCUGCUCAGUCAUGAACACAUUCAUCUCUCGGCAGAGCAGCAGGUGUGUUAUGACGUGCUGCUUCACACACACACACACACACACACUCUCUGCUGGCUAUUAACCCUGGUUUUUCUGAUCGUCUGUCUGUCGCAGCUGAGAUCUCCAUCAGUGCUCAAACACACAGCAGCAGAAAACUCUUAGCAAACACAACACAUAUUAGUCCAGUUUCAAUGAAAUAGAUCACACAUUAUAUGAAUUAUUUAUUUGAAUGACACUUUGGGAUUAAAAUGUUUUGUAGUCAUGGAGAAAUUAUGAUUGCUAUAGGUAAACAAUACAUUCUAG
Molecule: messenger RNA, 1377 nt
Organism: Cyprinus carpio (common carp)
Lineage: Eukaryota; Metazoa; Chordata; Actinopteri; Cypriniformes; Cyprinidae
Product: CDAN1 interacting nuclease 1
Exons: 12
Coding region: 115-906 (263 amino acids)
Biological process (GO): erythrocyte differentiation
Cellular component (GO): cytoplasm; nucleus
Source: RefSeq, a predicted model, not a curated record